This is a messenger RNA of Hyposmocoma kahamanoa, 3787 nucleotides long. Its product is annotated as xanthine dehydrogenase-like. The transcript is spliced from 15 exons. Bases 56 to 3772 code for a protein of 1238 amino acids. NCBI's taxonomy places the organism in Eukaryota, Metazoa, Arthropoda, Insecta, Lepidoptera, Cosmopterigidae. Gene Ontology annotation, molecular function: iron ion binding; FAD binding; 2 iron, 2 sulfur cluster binding. The record is from RefSeq and is a predicted model, not a curated record.
UGUAUCUUUAAACGAAUUUAUCAGAAAUGUGGCGGACUUCAGAGGGACGAAGGCGAUGUGUCAUGAAGGCGGUUGCGGUGCGUGUGUAGUCGCAGUAAGGGCGCCCUUACCACCGAACAACGAAGUCAAAUUGUUCUCAGUUAAUUCUUGCCUUGUAUCUGUAUUGUCCUGCCAUGGUUGGGAGGUGACAACAGUGGAAGGCAUCGGAAACAGGACCAUGGGUUAUCAUGACAUCCAAGCUCGGUUGGCCAGGUUUAACGGCACUCAAUGUGGGUACUGCACUCCUGGAUGGAUUAUGAAUAUGUAUAGUCUCUACGAAUCAAAAAACAAAAAUUUAUCAAUGAAAGAGAUAGAAAACUCUUUUGCCAGUAACAUCUGCAGAUGUACAGGAUACAGAUCAAUCGCUGAUGCAUUUAAGAGUUUCGCCACAGACGUCGAUGAUAGACUUAAGAAUAAACUCAUUGACCUUGAAGACUUAGAUUUUGUUAAACCGUGUGGAGUAAAUUGUAAAACAAAUUGUCAACAUAAAUGUGACAAAAAGGAUUCAAAACAUAAAAGCGAGGAAGCAGAAGAUUGGUUUGUAGUUGAUGACGCAAGCGAAAUUGUUAUUGAUUGUGGAUCGACGAAAUUUUACAAGGUUUACAAUUUAAAUGAUGUUUUCAAAGCAAUGGAACGUAAUGGAGAAUAUAGAUUGAUCGCUGGCAAUACUGGACAAGGGGUAUACCACGUUUCAAACUACCCACCGACAGUGAUAGACAUAUUCAACGUCGCGGUCUUAAAAGGGCACUCUAUGGAUGUCAAUUUAAUCCUCGGAGCUGGAAUGCCGUUAACGGAAAUGAUGGAACUGUUUUUGAAGAUAUCUGGUGAAAAUGAGGAUUUUUCAUACUUGAAACAGUUUUAUGAUCAUAUGGAUCUCGUUGCUCAUAUACCAGUGAGAAAUAUCGGCACUAUUGGAGGAAAUUUAUUCAUGAAACAUACAAACAAUGACUUCCAAUCCGAUCUAUUCUUACUAUUUGAAACUGUUGGAGCUACACUUACAAUAGCUGAAGCACCUAUUAAGAAGCGAACGGUGUCUCUACCAGAUUUCCUGAAGUUGGAUAUGAAUCGAAAGUUAAUCAUGAACGUUAUGCUGCCACCACUAUCACGUUUUUGCUCUAUCAAAACUUUCAAGAUAAUGCCGCGAUCCCAAAAUGCUCACGCGGUUGUGAAUGCCGGAUUUCUAUUCCACUUUAAGCAAAAUUCAAACAUAUUGGAAAAAGCUUUUAUAGUCUAUGGAAGUAUAUCACCCAAGUUCAUUCAUGCUGAAAAAACAGAGGCCAUGCUUGCUGGGAAGGAUCCUUACACUGAUGAAACGCUGCAAAUGGUUUUAAAGAGCUUAGCUGACGAGUUGACGGCUGAGGAAGCUCCUCCCGAACCUUCUGCUAGUUACAGAAAGAUGCUUGCUUUAGCACUGUAUUAUAAGGCUAUCCUUAGCUUAUGCCCAGAUGAUAGAUUGAAUCCAAAAUAUCGUUCAGGCGCUGAAGCCAUAAAGCGUCAUACGUCAAAAGGGAACCAGGUAUUCGAUACAGAUAAGAGUGUAUGGCCUUUGAAUCAGCCUGUACCAAAACUUGAAGCAUUACAGCAAUGUAGUGGAGAAGCAACGUUUGCCAAUGAUCUCACUACACAACCUGACGAAGUGUUUGCCGCUUUUGUCACAGCAGACGCUAGACCAGGCAGUGUCAUAAGUGGUUUUGAUGCUAAUGACGCUCUUAAACUGUCAGGAGUAAUAGCAUUUUACUCUGCAAAAGAUAUUCCUGGAGAUAAUUCAUUCACGCCAACAAAUAUUUCACUUGUAACUAAUAAUGAAGAAAUACUAUGCUCACAAAAGGUACUUUUCUACGGACAACCCGUAGGAAUAAUUGUAGCUGUAAGAGAGAAGAUAGCCAAUAAAGCUGCAAAAAUGGUCAAAGUAUUAUAUUCGUCGGAAAGUAAAGACAAACCCAUAUUAACUGCAAGUGAUGUUCUAAAAUCACCUCAAAAAGACCAAAGGUUAGUAAACAAUAAAACAAGGGAACCUACAGAAACUGGAAAAGAUGUUAACUGUGUCAUAUAUGGAGAUAUAACUUUUGAAAGUCAGUAUCAUUAUACAAUGGAACCGCAGACUUGUGUUGUGAAACCUACCGAAGAUGGAAUGGAAGUUUAUUCGGCGUCACAGUGGCUUGACUUGCCUAAUGUUGCUAUAGCUCAGUGUCUGAAGAUUUCUGCCAACAAAGUAAACGUAAUAGUUCGUCGUGUCGGUGGAGCCUACGGCAGUAAAAUAUCUCGGCAGUGUCAAAUAGCGUGUGCUGCUGCUCUUGUUUCACAUUUACAAGGGAAAACAUGCAGAUUCGUAAUGUCCAUAGAAGAUAAUAUGAGAGUCGUGGGGAAGAGAGUGCCUACUUAUUGUAAUUUUGAGAUUGGUGUCAAUAAGGAGGGGGAAAUUCAAUAUCUAAAGAACAGAUAUUACCAAGACAAUGGCUGUUCAUCUAAUGAGACGAUUUCCCCGAUAACAUUGAAUCAUUUCUUGAGUUGCUAUGAUACCAAACGAUGGUACAUUGAAGCUAACAGUGUGGCCACUGACACACCUUCUAACACUUGGUGUAGAGCUCCUGCGUCUACUGAAGGUGUAGCAAUGAUAGAAUACAUGAUGGAAAGAAUAGCAUACAAUCUUGGCAAAGAUCCACUGCAAGUCAGAAUGCUCAACUACGCAAAAGGAGACAACACGAUACCUGAAUUAAUUGAUCAACUUAAGAAAGAUGCCAACUACGACGAACGUGUGAAAGAAAUUAAGAAGUUCAAUGACGGUAACCGAUGGAGGAAAAGAGCCUUGAAAGUUAUGCCCAUGACAUACGAAAUAUUUUACCUUAGCCCUUACAAUUCUGUAGUUUCAAUCUUGCAUAGCGACGGAUCUGUAAUUUUAACCCACGGAGGUAUUGAAAUGGGUCAAGGAAUUAAUACAAAAGUAGCUCAGGUGUGUGCUUAUACUCUUGGAAUUCCUUUAGAUAAAGUUAGCGUGAAACCCAGUACAAGUUUCACGUCACCUAACAAUACGGUCACUGGUGGAAGUAUUGGUAGCGAAUGUGUUGCAUUUGCUACUAUCAAAGCUUGUGAGAUAUUAAUGGAAAGACUUAAACCUGUAAAGGCCAAAAUGAAUAAUCCGUCUUGGGAACAAUUGGUGCAGCAAGCAUUUUCAGAAAACAUAGACUUGCAAGCUUCUUAUUUGAAUUCCUUUAAGGACAACUUGAAACCUUACGAUAUUUAUGGGAUUGUUGCCUUGGAAGUUGAAGUGGACAUUUUGACUGGUAAUCAGGACGUCAUAAGAGUAGAUCUGCUCGAAGACAUUGGAAGGAGUUUAAGUCCUGAAAUAGACAUUGGUCAAAUCGAAGGAUCAUUCGUCAUGGGUCUUGGUUACUGGACAUCCGAGAAAUUAAUGUACGAUAUAGACACGGGAAAGCUUCUGACCGAUCGAACAUGGACGUACAAACCUCCAGGCAUUAAAGAUAUACCCGCAGACUUUAGGGUGUACUUUAGACGGAAUUCCAGCAACCCCUAUGGAGUACUGCAGUCUAAAGCCACUGGGGAGCCAGCGUUCUGCCUAGCCGUCGUGGUGACCCACGCUAUAAGAGAAGCCGUACGUGCUGCACGCCUCGAUGCUGGCUACCCAGACCAGUGGGUUGAAAUACCGAACCCGUGUACAGUGGAGAACAUUUUCACGGCGGUCGGACAUAAACUGGAACAUUUUAAAUUGAAGUAAUUCCUCUGAAAUCUC